This is a messenger RNA of Neofelis nebulosa (Clouded leopard), 1887 nucleotides long. RefSeq names its product SIL1 nucleotide exchange factor (gene SIL1). The record is from RefSeq and is a predicted model, not a curated record. Lineage: Eukaryota; Metazoa; Chordata; Mammalia; Carnivora; Felidae. The transcript has 12 exons. The coding region runs from base 348 to 1724 and encodes 458 amino acids.
GUCUCUAACUGUGCCUCCCCAGGGCCUGCCCCCUACUAGGAUGGCUCUUCUGGGAAUGCUGCUCGGGCUGCUGAUGGCUUCCUGCUUCACCUUCUGCCUCAGUCAUCAGAACCCGAAGGAGACUGAGGCUCAGAGACAUUAAGUAACUUGGCCAGAAUCAUUCAGCCAGUUUGUGGCAGAGUUGGGAAGAUCAGGAUUCUCCCCAGGAGCUGGUUGCCUGUGUGGUGAGCACUAAGAGUUUGCGCUCACGAGCCCAGAAAAGAGCAGCACCAAAGAAGCCGAGAGAAAGGAAACCACAGCGGAAGAGGAGCUGGACUCUGAGGUCCUGGAGGUGUUUCACCCAACCCAUGAGUGGCAGGCCCUUCGGCCAGAGAUGGAGUGAGACUAAAACUAGAUCAACAUGUGUAAAACGUUACACCCAGGAUCUGGCACAUAGGAAAUACUCAUGGACAUCAGACAAACCCAAAUUGAGGUCUGAUCUAAAAAAUGGCCGACUCUUCAAGUAUGUCCAGGUGAAGAAAGACCAAGAAAGAACUGAGGAGCUGUCACAGAUUGUAGCACACAUGACAGGUCAGGCUGUCCCUGUAGGAUCCCAUGUACGGCUGAAUCUCCAGACUGGGGCAAGAGAAGUGAAACUCCAAGAAGAGGACAAGUUCCAAAGUAAUUUGAAAGCAUUGAAAAAAGGCAAAAGGCUGGACAUAAACGCCAACACCUACACAUCUCAGGACCUCAAGAGUGCACUGGCAAAAUUCAAGGAGGGGACAGAAGUGGAGAGUUCAAAGGAAGACAAGGCAAGACAGGCCAAGAUUAAACAGCUCUUUCGCCCCAUUGAGGAGCUGAAGAAGGACUUUGAGGAGCUGAAUGUUGUCAUUGAGACUGACAUGCAGAUCAUGGUACGGCUGAUCAACAAAUUCAAUAGUUCCAGCUCCAGCCUAGAAGAGAAGAUUGCUGCACUCUUUGAUCUUGAAUAUUAUGUCCAUCAGAUGGAUAAUGCACAGGACCUGCUUUCCUUCGGUGGCCUUCAAGUGGUGAUCAAUGGGCUGAACAGCACAGAACCCCUGGUGAAGGAGUAUGCUGCAUUUGUGCUGGGGGCUGCCUUUUCCAGCAACCCAAAGGUCCAAAUAGAGGCCAUUGAAGGGGGAGCCCUCCAGAAGCUGCUGGUCAUCCUGGCUACGGAGCAGCCUCUCACUGCAAAGAAGAAGGUCCUGUUUGCGCUGUGCUCCCUCCUACGACACUUCCCCUAUGCCCAGCAGCAGUUCCUGAAACUGGGGGGGCUGCAGGUCCUGAGGAGCCUAGUGCAGGCGAAGGGCACAGAGGUGCUGGCUGUGCGUGUGGUCACCCUGCUUUAUGACCUGGUCACUGAAAAGAUGUUUGCAGAGGAGGAAGCCGAGCUGACCCAGGAGACGUCCCCAGAGAAGCUGCAGCAGUAUCGCCAGGUGCACCUCCUACCAGGCCUGCGGGAGCAGGGCUGGUGUGAGAUCACUGCUCACCUCCUGGCCCUCCCUGAGCAUGAUGCCCGCGAAAAGGUGCUGCAGACCCUGGGAGCCCUCCUGGCCACUUGCCGGGACCGCUACCAUCAGGACCCCCAGCUCAGCAGGACACUGGUCAGCCUUCAGGCUGAGUACCAGGCUCUGGCCACCCUGGAGCUCCAAGAUGGAGAGGAUGAGGGAUACUUUCGGGAACUGCUGGGAUCUAUCAACAGCUUGCUGAAGGAGCUGAGAUGAGAUUGCCCCUAACACCAGGACUGGACCGGGGCACUGGUGAGACUGUUGGGUACCAGCUUGGGUGGGCUCUUCAGGGGAUACCAGGCAGAAGGGAGGACUUCCUUACUGGGGCCUGGGUAUCAUCUGGGCAGUGCUGACUUGGCCAUUAAAUGGAGGCAUGAGA